AUGCGCCAUAUUGUUAACAUAUGUGACAAUAAAGAACCAACAGAUUAUUCAGAAUUGGCAGAAACUGCCGUUGAAGUGCGAGAAAUAUCUAAAAAAUUGGGACAAGCACGCAUACAAAGUGUCGUGGAAACUGUAUUGAUUGUGACAAAACCUGGUGAUUCGAAAUUAAUCGCUCUGACAAAAGAAUUAGUGAUGUCUUUGAUUACUACGCCUAGGUUUGGUAAAAGUCACGGAGUCAUUGUUUACGUAGACAUAUCAUUAAAAAGUUCAAAGAAGUUUGAUUAUAAAGGAUUGAUUAACGGUUCAUCGAUUAUUGGAAGUCAUUUGAAGUUCUGGACACCAGAAUUGUGUGCCGCUAGUCCUGAGAUUUUUAAUUUAGUGUUAACACUUGGUGGUGACGGAACAGUUUUGUAUACUUCAUGGUUAUUUCAAAAAGUUGUUCCGCCAGUGUUAGCUUUUCAUUUAGGAUCUUUAGGAUUUUUAACAAAUUUUGACUUUAAAGAUUAUAAAAAACAUCUGACGAAUUCGAUGGAAAAAGGGAUACGAGUAAACUUACGAAUGAGAUUCACCUGUACAGUAUAUCGCCGAGUUCAAAAUCCAGAACAUCAAAUAAAAGCUAAAAGAUGCACUGAGACAGGUGAGAUAAUGAUGCAACAUAUAAUAAAUGGCAAAUCCAAUUGGGCGGACGUGGAGAAUCAUAAUCAUAGUGAACAUCAUCAGUGUUCAAUGGACAAAGAUUUGCCUUGUUUGAUUACACAUCCGUCAGAAUCAUUUGAGGUUUUAAAUGAUUUGGUGGUGGAUCGUGGAGCUGGACCGUAUAUGAGCUUGUUGGAAUUAUUUGGUGAUAAUCAACAUUUAACGACAGUUCAAGCCGAUGGGUUGGUAGUUUCCACACCUACAGGAUCUACUGCUUAUUCGGUUUCGGCCGGUGGUUCACUUGUUCAUCCAGGGAUUCCGGCACUUUUGAUCACGCCCAUAUGUCCGCAUACAUUAUCGUUUCGACCUAUGCUUUUGCCAGAUUCAUUGGAGUUGCGAAUCUGUGUACCAUACAAUAGUCGUAGUACGGCAUGGGCAAGUUUUGAUGGAAGGGGUAGAAUUGAGUUGAAACAGGGAGAUCAUAUUAAAGUCACUCCAUCAAAGUUUCCAUUUCCAACUGUAUGCCUUGAAUCACAAUCCAAUGAUUGGUUCAAUUCGAUUUCACGUUGUUUACGUUGGAAUGAACGCGAGAGACAAAAAGGGUUUGUGGUGUUUGAAGAAGGAUCAGAUAUUAACGAAGAUGUAAAUGAGGAGGAAAAGGAAGAGCUUGACGAAGAGGGUAAAUUGGGAAAGUAUAAAGUGGAUGAAAAUAGUGAACAAGGGAACGACUGUUCUGAUAGUGCUACAAGUGACGUUGAAGAGUGGCAAGUAGUUAGUCGUUUAAAAAAUAAGAAAAAGCAUCAAAAAUAA
Molecule: messenger RNA, 1446 nt
Organism: Entrophospora sp. SA101
Lineage: Eukaryota; Fungi; Glomeromycota; Glomeromycetes; Entrophosporales; Entrophosporaceae
Source: the annotation of a GenBank genome assembly